CAGAAGUGAGUGAAUAUUAGUCGCAGAAUUUCAUUUGAUCCAUCAGAAAUCGGAAUAUUCUUGAAGUUAAUUUCUGUUCUUGUAAAAAGCAUUGCGGUGUGAAAAUGAGUUGCCCAUUCAGCGAAGAGCAGUUAACGCAGUUAAAAACCUUUGUGGACCUUUGCACGGCCCAGCCACAAAUAUUAAACCACCCUAAGUUAUCUUUUUUCAAAGAUUAUUUAUCGCAGCUCGGCGUCACCAUUCCAACUGCUACUUUUGAGCCUAAAACUUUCUCGGCCUCCGGCGACAGCAACUCCAAUAAGGCUAAUGCAGAAGACAAUGCAGCUGCAUCGUCAGGUGAAGAGUCAGAUGCAGAAUCUGAUGUGGAACUGGAUAUGGAAGGUGUCAUAACGGAUACAUCAGAAGCUAAUCAAGACAUGGGUGAUGAUUCAAAGGAAGUGACAGAUGAAGAGCGUGACCAGUCUGAUGAGAAGCGUACUGAAGCAAUGAAGGCCUUUUCUGAGCAGCAGUUUGAUGAGGCCAUCGCUUUAUACACUGAGGCCAUAAGACUUAACCCCCAGAGUGCACUGCUUUUUGCUAAAAGGGGGCAGGUGUUCCUAAAACAAAACAAGUUACACGCUUGCAUCAAAGACUGCACCCGUGCCUUGGAACUCAACUGUGACAGCGCUGCUGCAUACAAGUUCCGGGGGCGCGCCUACAGGCUUCUGGGCAAGUUUGAAGAAGCUUCUCAUGACCUUUGCGAAUCACUCAAGAUCGACUAUGACGAUCAAACUAAUGAAUGGCUCAGUGAAGUGAAGCCUAAUGCUGAGAAACUGCGCCAGCACAAACUGAGCCUUCAACGCAAGAAGGAAGAAAAAGAGCACCGUGAGAAGUUACGCCGAGCCCGUAAGGCGCAGGAAGCUCGCGCGAAGGCGGCCAAAGAGCAGGCGGAGUCGCAGCCUUCCUUCCCCAACGUGCCCCCGGGAGGCAUGGGAGGGAUGGGCGGCAUGGGUGGCUUCGAAACCCUGGACUUCAUGAAACUGCUUUCUGACCCUGAGAUUGUUGCAGCUUUUAAGGAUCCCGAAAUCGCAAACGCGUUCUAUGACGUUUCUGCGAACCCGGCUAACUUCAUCAAGUAUCAAAGCAAUCCCAAAGUAGCUGCUGCUUUGGAACUGCUGAAGAGUAAAUUUGGAGCAGGAGGAACUACUGCGGCGCCUGGAGGUUUCGAUGGUGCUAAACCCGGUGCUGGGGCAAAAUCUACAGGCGACGAUGAUGUUGGCUUGGACUAACCGGCCUUUACAUGGCUUAGAUUAUACACAUCACAAUAUUUUUGGCUAUGGUAAAAUGUUUAUUGUGCAGGGUGUGAACAUCAUAAAAAUCAGUAGUCUUAGGGUCUGUUUUAUCAUGCAAAUUUUGUCUUGAAUGGGUUGUACUACACCUACCGACUGCGCCAGGGGGAAUUAAAUAUUGACACGAUUGCGUUUUAAGCCGGAUAUUCAUAAUUAUGCGAGUCAUAACUGUAUUGCAGUUAAAGUUCGUGGUUUUACGUACGCGAUGUCAAGGUUACCCACGAAUGUAUAGAUAAAGGUGGAUGGAUCGCUCUGCAAUACCCAUUUGAAGCAAGUAAUCUACUUGUGUUGACUGCCGAGUUUUAGGUCGGUCACCAUCACUCUCGCUCUAAUUUAGUAGUCGAAGUGGGUAUUCGCUUCAAGUAGGUAUUAGAAGCGCUGGAUGUACUUUCAUGGAAUUCAAAAAAUUCGUGCGAUUACCAUAAUUACUGACAUUUUUAACAGCGAACCGGCGUAUCCUCUGUGCAAACUGCCUUUGAAUCUAUCAAUCCUUCAGUCUCAUAAGGCUAGGCUAUGCUUGCGAACCGUUACCUGUAUAUUUUUUAUAAAAACGUGCUAUAGUUAUCAAAAGCCAUUAAGUAAUCAAAAUAAGAAGAAUAGUUACAGACAGGUCACUAGUGAGUACUCAGCUUCUAAUGUACAGUCCCAUAAUGAAAAUCAAAAAUAUUAUGUGACGAAUUGCAUGUUUCUUUUACUGCUGCUGGCUUAGGUUUAUUCAAAUGUUUCUUUUUAUAGUUACAUUCCAGUCGCUACCAAACUAUGUAUUACAAAUUAACAUUUCGGAUUUUAUUUUUAAAUAAAUGACAAACCCACCCUGUUUUAUAUUUUAAAGUUAUAACAAAUAAAAAUUUAAUUUCUCCAUUAUGUUAAUCCAGAGUUAAAGAUGGUAAGGUCUUUCACACCAUCAUUUGUGUUUAAUUUAUGUAUGUAAAAAUAUAUUUACUGAAUAAAAACUAUAUACUUAACUGUGUACAAUAUAAACUAAGUAUUUGCAAUUGCAUUUAUUUUGAUCAAAUUCAAAUCACAUAAUAUUAUUUUAACGAACCUAUUGUGUCUUAUUUUCAAUGCAUUAUUAUUAUUUUCACUUAAGAUUUAUAUUUUAUAAACCAUACUCUUUGGUUCACCAAAAAUAUAGGUAACUACUUUAAUAUUAUUCUAGUAAUAAAUGUAUGAAUAUUUGUA
Molecule: messenger RNA, 2510 nt
Organism: Maniola jurtina (meadow brown)
Lineage: Eukaryota; Metazoa; Arthropoda; Insecta; Lepidoptera; Nymphalidae
Product: hsc70-interacting protein-like
Exons: 9
Coding region: 105-1268 (387 amino acids)
Molecular function (GO): Hsp70 protein binding; protein dimerization activity
Source: RefSeq, a predicted model, not a curated record